Messenger RNA from Poeciliopsis prolifica (blackstripe livebearer), 933 nucleotides. RefSeq names its product haloacid dehalogenase-like hydrolase domain containing 3 (gene hdhd3). Bases 110 to 841 code for a protein of 243 amino acids. The record is from RefSeq and is a predicted model, not a curated record. NCBI's taxonomy places the organism in Eukaryota, Metazoa, Chordata, Actinopteri, Cyprinodontiformes, Poeciliidae. The transcript has 3 exons.
GCAGAGGCUCGAGCGUCACAGAGUGAGGCAGACGAAGAGGAUGAGGAAGGGAAACCAAUCUAAUCUCUCCUAAACCUGCAGUUUACCGGGGAGACGUUAUUUCGCUGUAAUGCCAAGAGUUCCUCUGCGCUGGGUGUUGUGGGAUAUUAAAGACACCCUGCUGAAGGUGCGGGGAUCUGUGGGAGACCAUUAUUCUAAGGAGGCUGGAAGAUGGGGCCUUAGCCUGCAUCCUGAGGAGAUCAACGCUGCUUUCCGGGAGACAUAUCGCCGUUAUUCCAGCAGAUACCCAAACUAUGGCGUCUCUCAAGGCCAGACCGGACAGACUUGGUGGAUAGGAGUCAUGCGAGACACUCUGGCUGAGUGCAAAGUCAACGAUCCGGCUCUGCUGAACACAAUGGCUACCAAUCUUUACCAAGAUUUCUGCAACGCAGAAAAAUGGGAGGUAUUUCCAGACUCCAAGACGGCCCUUGAACAAUGUUCCUCUCUUGGACUGAAGCUGGGCGUUGUGUCUAAUUUUGACAAUCGCCUCGAAACAAUUUUACGCAACUGCGGGCUGCUGUCGCACUUCAGCUUUGUGGUAACAUCAGAGGCGGCCGGCAUGGGGAAGCCCAGCCCGGUCAUCUUUAAUCAGGCCCUCCAGAAAUGUGGCACAUCCGCUGACAGAGUGGCUCACGUUGGGGACCACUAUGUGUAUGAUUACCUUGCUUCUCGCUCUGUGGGAAUCCACGGAUUCCUUUUAGACAGAGACGACUCACACAAAGAAGGCGAUGUUCCUCAAGAACACCGGGUUGUGACAUUGGAUGAGCUGCCGUCACGCCUUCAGGAACUUGUGAUUGAAUGACUCAAGGAAAAAUCUGUACAUCCUGUCACAAAACAAAAUUUGCUAAUUUGUCUCAGUUAUUAUUGCAAUAAAUGAUAACAUUGCUGUUUUGA